This is a messenger RNA of Mycena indigotica, 576 nucleotides long. Its product is annotated as C2 domain-containing protein. NCBI's taxonomy places the organism in Eukaryota, Fungi, Basidiomycota, Agaricomycetes, Agaricales, Mycenaceae. Bases 1 to 576 code for a protein of 191 amino acids. The record is from RefSeq and is a predicted model, not a curated record. The transcript has 4 exons.
AUGAUGUCCUCAAAGCGAAUUCAGUUUCAUAUCGACGCCGCGACUGCCCUUCCUUUCCACAAAAACUCGAGCCGGCCUUUUGUCACUGUCAAAAUCGACAAUGCCAACGAGACAAACGAAAAGGAGCAACUCUUGCGAACCAGCACUGCUCGCUGCGAUAGUGAACAUGACCCUAGCUGGCAACAGAACCUGACUGCCAGCACAAUGAGCCCUACAUGUCAAGUCACGUUCGAGGUUCUCCAACGUUCGCCUGUGUGGGCACCCGGCAAACCAAACAAGCUGGCCGUCACCGAUGCUUACCCGCUUUCAACACUUCUCGAUAUGCAGGGAGGGAAUAUGUUCGGAACGAACAUUGAACUCCCUCUUCACCCCACCACUUCUGAUGGCAAUGGCAACACGCCGUCCGCUCGUCUUUCCGUCAAUAUCCGAGAGCUAGCUUCACGCGAGACCGCCAAUCUGGCCGUUCGUUUGUCAGCAGAGCGACGCAAGAGCCAAGAAGCUAGUCUCUCUCCAGUACUCCGCGCUCCGUCCCCCACCCACGUUUCUUUUGCGACCCCGGCCACCUUAGAGGUUUAG